Molecule: messenger RNA, 723 nt
Organism: Biomphalaria glabrata
Lineage: Eukaryota; Metazoa; Mollusca; Gastropoda; Planorbidae
Product: ubiquitin-60S ribosomal protein L40
Exons: 5
Coding region: 126-512 (128 amino acids)
Biological process (GO): protein ubiquitination; translation; modification-dependent protein catabolic process
Cellular component (GO): nucleus; cytoplasm; ribosome
Molecular function (GO): ubiquitin protein ligase binding; protein tag activity; structural constituent of ribosome
Source: RefSeq, a predicted model, not a curated record
AAUUACACCUUUGUAGGUAGUCUACAAAUUAAUGGAAUCGAUAUUGAAUCAAGUUACCGAUGUUCGAGUCACGAGUACUUCCUUUAUUAAUUUUAACUUGAUGUGGAGGAAGAUCGGCCCUUAAGAUGCAGAUCUUCGUGAAAACCCUAACAGGCAAGACUAUCACCCUAGAGGUUGAACCUUCUGAUACCAUUGAAAAUGUCAAAGCUAAAAUUCAAGACAAAGAAGGUAUUCCUCCUGAUCAGCAGAGAUUGAUUUUUGCUGGUAAACAGCUGGAAGAUGGUCGCACAUUAUCGGACUACAAUAUUCAAAAAGAGUCUACACUCCAUUUGGUAUUGAGAUUGAGAGGUGGAAUUAUUGAGCCUUCCCUUAGGAUCUUGGCUUCCAAAUUCAACUGUGACAAAAUGAUUUGCAGAAAGUGCUAUGCUCGUCUGCACCCUCGUGCCACCAAUUGCCGCAAACGCAAGUGUGGCCACACCAGCAACAUCAGACCCAAGAAGAAGCUCAAGUAAACUACUGGUGUCGUGUGUCUUACGAUCAUGCUAUACGUCUGUAGUUUUUGUUAGUGGAAACAGAAAGGAACAUUUACAGAAAUGAAAGCAAUUUUUACGACAAGGAACAUGGAAACAAAAAUAAUAUUUCUGUCUGUUAUUGGUCUUAUCUGUUUUCACUAAUCCUCUACUACUGUCCACACGUUGUGGCAAUAAAAUGUUAUUAACUUUA